AUGGAUCCCCGGAACGGUCACAUGGAAGACAGUGAUUGGAAUGAGAUGUCAAUGUACCAGAACUCUUCUCAAUUCGACGAUGGCAUGCCCGCGGACUCGCCGUACGGCAACAGCGCCUUCCACGACUUCACCAACAUUGAUGCCUACGACAGUCCGUCGGCUCUCACCAUGCGAACACCCUCCAAGUCCGGGCCCGAUGCUGCUGCGGGAGUCGGGGUUCAGCACCAGCAUCAACGCUCCUCGGGCAAUGCCAUGGAAUCGACAACUUCUUUGGAGAGCUCCAGUCAGGAUUCCUCCUCCGAUUCAUCCAGCCAUCGCAAGCGUAAGACCGGCUCUGACUCGCCCGAAUCGGAUCCCAUCACCGAGAUGGCAGUACAGGCGGGACAUGCGCCAUUGGAGGAUGUCAAGAUGGUGGGCGGUGUUCACAAUGGACAGGGGUUUGACCAUCAGUUCGCCCAACCGAUGCACGACCUCUCCUUGGAGCAGUCAAUGGGCCAUGCGAGCAAUGGCAACAUGGCGCAGUUCGAUUUUGGCAGUGCGGCUUCCAGCCCGAUACAGAUUGUUGAAUUCAACUCGGCAAUGUCACUUGAUGCGCAAGUUUGCAUGCCGGCAAGCAACACGGCAACCCAGUACAAUCAGUCUUCGGACAUGCAGACCAUUAACCCGGGCAUGUUCGCUGUAGGCUCGCGCGACCAAUCACCUGCARACAUGCUAUACAAUCAGGCCUCGCCUCAUGCCAUCUUCUCCACGCCCUCCUCGGACAGCCAGGAGACGUAUUCUGCCAACCCUACCUGGACAACACAUGGCGCCCAAAAUCCAACUUGGCCUGGCGACUUCGCGAACCAGCUGACGUCGCCGAAUGGUAUGACAUUCACUCCAUCUCCCGGCGCAAAUGGCACUUCGUCGGUACAAGCGCCUCACGGUCAGCCACGCCGCUCGCCGCUCCACAUUGCUCCCAUCUCGACCAAGUCUCGGGUGGAAACUCAGAUCAAUGUGAUCAUGACCCUUGAGCAACCACCUCCUGGUACCGAGUUUCUCCAUCUCCCUCUACACACAAUUGCCAAGUCGAAGCUCUUAGCCAAGGAAGAGGUUGAUCCGUCCAAAGUCUUGGAGCUGCAUACAAUGCUCGUUUGCACAAGUGCCAUGCACAAUCCGCAGGCCAAGGAGAAGGCUUUGGCCAGAGCGGCAGCACAGAACAACGAUGAGAUUCAGCGAAGAGCAGAACUGUCGCGAGGAUCGAGUGACGAGGAGAAGAACGAUGGCAAAAGUCUCGACGAGGCCGACAGGCCUGCUAACGGUGGAGAGGUACGAAUUUGCAGCAAUUGUAUUCAGCGAGAACGGAAGAGAGCGGGCAGGAAAAAGACCAAGCGGGAAGAAGAGCAGCAGCACUGGGAACGGUACGAAACGGAGAGGGUGGUCGUCUUCAACUCGAACGAGUACCUCCCCUUUAAGCUUUGCGACCAGAAUCAGCACCAUCGAGAUGCUAGCAUGAGCAUGGAUAUGGACCCGUAUAUUCCUCCCGAUGGUGCCGUCAACGUAACUGCGGCCAUGCGGAUUGCGUGCUACUGCAGACACCAGAGUGAGAAAGAAGGCUUCCAGGUCAUCUUCACACUGAAGGAUCACCUCAACAACGUCGUGGCGCAAUCAAUGUCGGAUUCCAUCUUGAUAACAGACGACCACAAGACACAUCCUCAGAGUUUUUCGACAUCUGUAGCCGGCGAGGCUGCUUACUAUCCGAAUGCGGCCUUUGUGCCAAAUGGUCUACCCAUGUCACAGUCCAUGGUUGACAUGUCCACGCAUGUCCAGCCAUUCCCCUCGUCGCGGUCUGCAGGCAACCUCCAAGCGCUCGGCUAUGGCUCUCAGUACAACCCGCACAGCCAUGUACAUCAAUUGUCGGGCUCUGGAUUCACAUCGCAAACCACGUCGGGAACGAUGACCCCAACUUCGCUGUCGAGACCAGCGUCGAGACCAGCAUCUCCCUCUGGCUCUGCACAAGCAGGGCCGAACAAGAAACGGAAGAGCUCGUCGUUCCAUCGGAAACUGCCCUCGGGCCUGGCAAUGACGCCAAGAGUCGAAACGAGUCUGCCGCCCUCCAAUAGCAUUCCUUCGGCGCUCUCCAUUAGCUCGCAAUUCUCUCCUGAGGCUGCCGGGUUUAGCAAUCAGAUGAACCAGAUGAAUCAAGCAUACAUGAGCAUACCGAACAGUGGCCCGGCCCAGUACUUUGGGAGUGGGCCGCCGACGCCCAACGAAAACGGACCCUUCAACUUCAGCCAGCCGCAGGUGGAUCUCUCGCGUAUACCCAGCAACCAGGCUUAUUUCUCGCAUCCCUCAUCUGCGGUACCUAGCAGAGCAUCCUCGCCCGUGCUCCAACAGACUCGGGCCAACAUGGCGSCAUACGCAAGGCAACAGCCCAUUCAGACGUCGACCAAUACAACUGGCGCCCGUUUCGUUGGCCAGGGUCCGCCGGGGUCCGCGGGUAACGAUUCAAAUCAGGGGUCAUACCCUAUAAUCACUCGUAUCACGCCGAAUGAGGGUCCUGCUGCUGGGGGCACUGAAGUGGCGGUGUUCGGUGAAGGCCUCGUUCCAGGUGUCCAGGUCGCUUUCGGUGAUGUUUAUGCUCCGACACAGUACAUAUCUCCCACGUCGGUUGUCACCAUCGCCCYUCAGGGACGUGCCGGAUCGGUUCAUCUUGCGCUGGUACCACCUCCAGGAACUGGGCCGUAUCCAGGGCCAUCAAGUCGGACAAUCUUCAGGUACACCGCGUACAACGAGGAAAUGAUGGUGAUGGCGCUGAAGUUCUUGAGCGAGCAGCAGUACGGAAACUCGGAUGCCUGGCAGGCUCUUGCACAAUCAUCGGCCACCAGCUUCGUGCAGUCGAGAGUCAACCGGAAGUAA
Molecule: messenger RNA, 2895 nt
Organism: Ramularia collo-cygni
Lineage: Eukaryota; Fungi; Ascomycota; Dothideomycetes; Mycosphaerellales; Mycosphaerellaceae
Exons: 1
Coding region: 1-2895 (964 amino acids)
Source: RefSeq, a predicted model, not a curated record